AUGGCUUCUGGAGAUGCCUGUUGUUCUCAUAUAUGGCAGGUCUCUAUUCCCGUGGUUAGGGAAGCAAUUCGUGACAUAGCCGGCGACCUCGGCGCACAAUGCUCUUCUAUUGACCUUGACGCUAUACGGAAUGGGCAAGAGUAUAAAAACGUACGACUUACAAGCAAACGAUUAUCGCCUUGCUCACUCUGCCGAUUCUUUACUACCAUUUUGUUUAGCGACAAUGCCACACCUGUCAACCAACAAAGUGAAGUCGAGUUCGAACUUUUGGCCAAGAACCCAGCGAGCACUUAUCUUAACAUACCUUCGUAUUCCCUUGAAACAAAGGCCUUUGACAGAAGCCAGGUGCUUCGUUUGAGCACUUUGGACUACGAUUCGUUUCAGUUUGCAGUAUCUUCUCUCCCAAACAACUCUCAAGACACCGAGGCGGUGAAAUUCACUAUUCUUCGUCUAGAGUCAGACAGGAUUGACUUCCGAAAGCUGAAGAACUGGUUGGCAUUCUGCAAGUCCCACCACCACAAAACUUGUCAGACCUUGCCAGGAUAUCCACAUGAACUUUCAUGCUUGAGAGUAAUCGAGUGCCAGACUGGUGCAAUCAUAAAAGCCCCUGAGGGAAGUGAGUUUGCCGCUCUUAGCUAUGUAUGGGGACAUCCACAAGACAAUGAGUCAAGCAUGGCCCGAAAGGAUGGCUUUCUGCCACCUCAAGUGCUCAAGACCAUUGGCGAUGCUAUUCAGGCGACUAUCCGACUUAACCUUCAAUAUCUCUGGGUGGACCAAUACUGCAUCAAUCAGAAGGAUGAAGCUGAGCUAGCGGAACAAGUGGGCAUUAUGGACAUGGUCUAUAACCUUGCCACCGUUACGUUAAUUGCGGCAUCCGGUAAGGAUGCUCAUUUCGGUCUACCCGGAGUCGGCUCUACGCCGCGAGCCCCGCAGCCUCUGAUAAAGUUACAUGGACGCGCGUGGGUAUCCUCUGAUCCGGAGAGCCUACUGGUGACCAAGAUCAAGAGAUCUAGAUGGUGGACCAGGGCUUGGACGUACCAGGAAGGGCUCUUCUCCAGGCGUCGCAUCUUCUUCACUGAAACCGAGGUCUACUUUGAGUGCAACGAUAUGUGUACGCAGGAGAGUGUACCCUUUGAUCUCCAUGAUUUCAGAAACGAGGCCCAUAUGGAAUUCACUGGUAUAUACCGUGGUGGCUUUACCUCCCGCUUCGAUGGAAGCCUAGAUAAACAUCUCUUAGCCAUCUCGCAACGAUAA
Messenger RNA from Fusarium fujikuroi IMI 58289, 1254 nucleotides. RefSeq names its product related to tol protein. The record is from RefSeq and is a predicted model, not a curated record. The transcript has a single exon. Bases 1 to 1254 code for a protein of 417 amino acids. Lineage: Eukaryota; Fungi; Ascomycota; Sordariomycetes; Hypocreales; Nectriaceae.